CGGCGAGGGACCGAAAGGGAACAAAUGUCAUUUAUAAUGAAUUUAUGCCAUUAACAAGUUUUAUUGAACAAAUAUUCCAUUAAUAACUGCAAUAAUAACUUUAACUUGAAAUUCGUUCCCACGACUUUCAAUUGAUCGAAAUUCGAUCAAAUCAAUCCGACUGUGUAAACAAGCUUGGUGCGCUGCAACCGGAAGUACCAUUCAAUGUAAGUUGAUGAAAGUGGGAUUUUCCCGAUCCCUUGGAUCUAAAAUUGAACUUGAACUUACAGAUAUUUGCACUGAUGGCGACAUUUUCCAGCUUUUGCAUUAUCCAUGAGAAGAAAGAUCCAACUUAAUAGAAUGAGCAUUUGAUUUACAUUUUGAUUAUUCUAAUCACCAUACACCAUGUCUCUGGAAUCAUUCCUGAGUGGGGACUCAAUACCUGCAGAACAGGAUGCAGGAAGUUGUGCUCCAGGUUUUCCUGAUUUUAAAUUAUCAGUUGGUUUAGCUACCGCUGGUAGUGGUACAAACCCUAUGAUUAAUCAGAUGUUUUCUGAUGAGGAGGAUGAAGAAAGCAUGGAUGGGGACAACGAAAGUUGUGAAGACCUAGAUAAAGUGGACAAUGAUGACUUUGAAGAGGAUGAAGAAAACGAACAGGAUGAUUUAGAGGAUGAAGGUGAUGAUGAUGAGGAGGAAGAGGAUGAUGAGGAGGAAGAUGAAAUAAAUGAAAACGGUGAUGAGAGCAGUGAGGAGAAUAGUGAGGAAGGUGUUGAUGAUCUGGUAGAUAUGGACAGUAAAAUGAACAAUAUGUCAAAAGAUUCUGCUUCUGAAAGUGUGGCAGAUGAUAUUUCAAGUAUUAUAAAUGAUCUCAAUACAGAUUUUGGCAUGCCAGUUGACGAUGCCUCCAGUGUGGUUAAAGCUUCUAGUCCAUUGGUAGAAAGUGUACAGACUGAGGAGGACAAGAAAAUAAAGAAACCUGAUAAUGAAAAGCCAGAAUGUAGUAAGCCAAAGAAAAGGAAACGGAAAAAGAAAGAAAAGGGGGAAGGCGCACCAGCAAAGAAAAAGACAAAAAAAGUGAAAACCCAAAAACAAGCUAACAUGAGAAAAAACAUCAGGGAAAUCAUUAAGGAAAAUGAACUUGAAACUACAACCCUAGCAGCACAAAAUGAAGAAAUGGAAAGAAAGCGUCGACUUCAGGAGCAACAGAAGGUGUUAGCAGCAACAGUCCCAUCUGUUCCUACCCAGGUGGCUGAUGCUGCAGAUGCUGAGGAGAAGGACUCUCAACUUAAGUCCUUGUUACAAAGCAUGCCUGAUGAAAUGCCCACAGAAAUAAAGAAAGAGAAAGAUGAUGAUCUGAUUCUGGUAGACAGUGGGGAUGAAGUAAAGAAAAAGGAAAAGAUGGAAGUCAUUGACAUCAGUAGUGAUGACGAUGAUGAUGCUGUCCAAAUCACCAAAGAUGAGGACAGUGAAAUUGAUCCUGAAGAUCCAAACAAUGGAGGCAACCAUAUCAAUGAUGAUCUCAAUGUUGCUGACCUUGAGGGUCGUGUCCAGGUCAACAUCGGACAUCCACCAGAAGAUGAUGACAUUUACCUUGCUCCACAGAUAGCAAGAGUGAUCAAGGCUCACCAAAUUGGUGGUGUUCGAUUCCUAUAUGACAAUUUAGUAGAGUCAAUGGAGCGAUGCAGGAGCAGUGCAGGAUUUGGUUGUAUAUUAGCCCAUAGCAUGGGACUGGGAAAGACAAUACAAAUGAUAUCAUUCAUUGACAUAUUUCUGCGUCACACAACAUUAAAAAGUGUUCUACUCAUUGUGCCAAUAAACACUCUACAAAAUUGGGUGGCAGAGUUCAAUAUAUGGCUGCCUACACAUGCUACUGUGGGGGACGAUCCCAACUAUAUACCUCGAGCCUUUGAAAUAUAUCUGCUUAAUGAUGGAUACAAAACAACAGCAGCAAGGGCAAAGGUUAUUGCGGAAUGGCAUAAAAGUGGUGGAGUCCUUGUGAUGGGGUAUGAAAUGUAUCGUCUGUUGUCUAGUCGCCGUGGUUACAUGGGUACACUCAAAAAACCUGGCCGGAAGCCCUCCUCUCCUGUAGUCAUUGAUUUAGAAGAAGAGGAUAGAAACAAAACUCACCUACUCCGUAUGUAUGAAGCAUUAGUCAGUCCCGGUCCAGACCUGGUGGUGUGUGAUGAGGGACACAGGAUAAAAAACAGUCAUGCUGGAAUCUCAAUGGCCCUAAAAAAUAUACGAACCAGACGGCGAGUGGUGUUGACUGGCUACCCACUACAGAACAAUCUGAUGGAGUACUGGUGUAUGGUGGAUUAUGUACGGCCAAACUACUUGGGUACCAAGACGGAAUUCUCUAAUAUGUUUGAGAGGCCAGUGAUGAACGGACAGUGUAUGGACAGUACUGAAGAAGAUGUGAAGACAAUGAGACACAGGGCUCAUGUGUUACAUAGUCUCCUAGAGGGCUUUGUCCAAAGACGAGGGCACACAGUGUUGCAGCAGGCUCUGCCACAGAAACAGGAAUUUGUGUUCCUCAUACGGAUGUCUCCUAUACAGAGGGCGCUGUAUAAAACCUUCCUGGAGUCGGUAGUGGAGAACUUCACUGCCACCAGUGCUUGGUCCAAUCACAAUCCUCUACGAGCAUUCGCCACAUGUUGCAAGAUCUGGAAUCACCCAGAUGUCCUGCACAAACUGCUGGUUCAGAGAAAAGUGGCAGGAGUUGAUGAUGACCUUGACAUUGACCCUGGUAAUGAAGGUCGGGCCAAGAAAGGCUCACAGAAAUCCAAGAAGGCUGUGGAAAAGCAACCAGGAAGUGAAAAGAAAGAUGAUGUUGUCUCCUAUGAAUGGGCUGAGUCCCUGAUGGAGAAUCACAUGGCAGGUCUCCUGGAGACUGGAGGCAAGAUGGAGCUGCUGUUUAAUGUCCUGGAGGAAGCCAUCCCAGCAGGGGAUAAAAUCCUUGUAUUUAGUCAAAGUUUAUUCACGUUAAACCUCAUAGAAGAAUUCUUGUCCAAAACCAAGGUUCCAAGACCAGAUGUGGAUUGUAAUUGGACAAAGAACACUUCCUACUACAGACUGGAUGGAAGCACUGGUGCAACAGAAAGAGAGAAAAUGAUCAACGCAUUCAACAGACCGGAUGGUCAAGCUUGGCUGUUUCUACUGUCUACAAGGGCUGGAUCCUUGGGGGUAAAUUUGAUUGGAGCUAACCGUGUGGUGGUGAUGGAUGCUUCCUGGAAUCCCUGCCAUGACUGCCAGGCGGUAUGUCGUGUGUACAGAUUUGGUCAGACUAAACAAAGUUACAUCUACCGAUUUGUCACUGACAAUACAAUGGAGAAGAAGAUCUAUGACCGUCAGAUCAACAAACAGGGCAUGUCUGAUCGUGUUGUGGAUGAGCUCAAUCCUCAAAAUCAUUUCUCUAGACGCCAUGUUGACAAUCUCCUCCAUUAUGAGGACACAGAUUUUCCAGAAGUAGAUUGUAGUGACUGUGAAGAGAAAUUUACUGAUCCUGUUUUGAUCAAGAUUUUAAAGAAAAACGGUCAUUGGAUAACAAAGAUGCCAUUCAGCCAUGAGUCUCUGCUAAUAGACAAGAAGGAACUACGUCUUUCCAAGAAAGAGAAGAGAAUAGCCAAGCAAAACUAUGUCAAUCAAAAACGUCAAAAUAUCAGCUACUCACGUCCAUCAUAUACAGCUUUCUAUCCUAAAGGGCCCGGGGGCGGGCCACAGCAAGGGCCAGCUAUCACAAGGGUAUACCCUAAUCGACCUAUUGCGAGUGUCAAACCCAUCAUCACAACACCCGUGCCAAUGAGACCUAAAGGAGCCGGUCCAGAGAAGGUUAACAAGGCAGGUGUAUCAGUCCACAAAGUCAUCACAACCACAGACAUCAUGUUACCUGGAUCUAACACCAGUUCAGAUGCAGGGGCAGGAGUUUCCGGCAACAAGAUUACAGCUGGCCAACAGAUAUUCAUUAUUAAGACACCCAAGGGAGUCUACAUCCGAACCAGCUCUGGAAAAAUAUUUUCAGUAAGGACCAAAAUGCCAGAAAUAACCAACGCUACCAAAAUCAUUGUCAGUUCCUCCGGAACUUCUCCAGUUACCUCAGCCAUAAGUACGACCAUCAUUUCACCAACUUCUGCAGGCUCACGACCAUCCAGCAGAGCGACUAUUGUGACACCCAGUUCAGUAUCCGUCGCUAGUGCAUCUGGGAAUGGUCAGCGGAAUGUUUUCAAGCCCCCUUCAAUGGCCUCGGCACCAGACACACCCACCAACAUCCUGGCUUCCAUCUACUCCCAGUCACAACAGGUCAACUCUCUUCUUAAACAACAGACGCUGGACAGUGUGGCCUCUAAACCAACAACAUUGACCAAAGAGGUGUUGCCCACCUCGUCUGACAAAGGAUCAACCAAACAGGACAAGACCUUCAUGUCUAAAAAGCGUGAUAAUAUGUUCUUACCAACAACCCAGGAGGAAGAUUUUCUUACAAACCGCGGCCAUAAAGAGAGCUUUUUAACAAGUUCACAAGAAAAGAGCUUUUUGGCCAGUUCACAGGAUAAGAGUUUCUUGUCAAAUUCAAAGGAGAACAGUUUCCUAGGAUCUUCACAUGAGGAUGAUUUUCUGCAGGCACCACACGACAUGGACUUUGGCUCUCCGUCUAUAAGGGAAGGCUUUUUACCAACACCGCAAGAUGAGAGCUUUUUGCCCUCACAAGAAAAAGGCUUUUUGCCAACCUCAAAGGAACAAAGCUAUAUGCCAAUGUCACAGGACAAAGACUUUUUACCCACCUCACAAGAAAAGGGAUUUUUACCAACUCCACAUGAGAAAAACUUUUUACAAACUUCACAGGAAAAGAACUUUUUGCUACCCUCACAGGAAAACAGUUUCUUGCCUACCUCACAGAAAAAGGACUUUUUGCCCAUUUCACAUGAUAAGGGCUUUUUACCACCAACAAAAAGUAAGUUUUUGCCCUCGGUAAAGGACAAGAGCUUUUUGUCUGAUUUAUCUGACCCAUUUGGAGAUAAUAGUGCUUCAUCUUCUCCUGGUAGUAUGUCAUCUGGGAAUAUGUCGUCUCCUGGAGUUUUAAGUCCUGCCCAGGUACAACCAAUUCAACCACAACAUAAUCGACCACAUGUGCAACCAAUUCUGCCACAGGUUCAGAGUCAUUCUCAGAUGACAACUGGACAACCCCAGGUCCAACCAAUUCAGCCACAGAUCCAACCAAUUCAACCGCAGGUUCAACCAAUUCAACCACAAGUACAACCCAUUCAACCACAGGUUCAACAACAGAAUCAGACGCAACAUCAUCAGCAACAGCAAAAUCAACAUCAGGUUCCUCCACAACAAAAUCAGCAGGAUCACAAUCAGCAGUUGGGAGAUAUUAGUAGUGACAGCAACACAAGAACACACAAGCAGUCAAAGCUUGCAAAAAUUGCACCCAAUCUGUCGGGUAUGCCACAGACACGGACCCCUCAGAAUGCCAUGUCAAACUUUUACUUACCCCCUCAGAUCCCGUACCAGCCCUACAACAUGGGCCAGGGAAAUAUGUCUCAGGGGAUGGGCAUGGGUAUGAACCCCUACAUGAACAACCAGAUGUUCAUGCCCCAUGCCAAUCCCAUGUCAAAUGAUGGUGGCAUGUCUUCUCAGUCUCAACAACAAAACCAGCAAUAUUUCAACAUGCCAUCUUCAUCUUCAUCAUCACUUGGAUCUUUGGGAUCAGGUCAGAGUUCAGACAUGUCUAACAUGGAUAAAUCAAACUUUGGCUCAUCAAUGCAGUCAUCUCCCUCCUCCUCAAUGAUGUCAUCAAUGCCCUCCAACAUGAUGCAAGGGUUUCCGUUCACACCGUACCCAUUCCCUAUGCCAUCACCGUACCUCAUGCAGAAUGGCAUGUCUGGAAACUCCCCGUAUAUGCACAUGCAGGGCCAGUAUGACUAUGGACAGAUGGGGGGAAACUAUAACAUGCCCAGUUAUAACCCUAGUGGGAACAUGAAUAUGGCAGCUAACAACCAAACGGGUAGCUGGGACCAUAGUUCAAAUAUUGACCAGAGUGGCAAUACUCCCCAGUGUUAGGGGUCUUUUAUUCUGUCUGGGUCACGGUGUUCCGAGCAUGAUUUCAUUAACAACUAUUUGGAUUGAAUUACAUGUACUGUCAUAUCUAAAAUAAUAUUGACUCACACAAGUUCAAUUUUGGAUUGGUCCAUUUCUAGAACAUCUUAUUAAAGCAAAGUCAUUGAUAAAAAUCUCAUAUUUAUUUGUAUAUUUAUCAAAAUUGAAUGCAGGUCACUGUUCCCACUUCAUUCAGCCUUUAGAUAUAUUUUGUGGAAACUAAGUACAUCAGGGAAUAUAAGUAUUAUAGAUAGAGACUCAAGUGUAGUUAGAAUUCUAUGUUGUUGAUUGGUUCAUAUCAUGUUCUGAAUACCCAAGGCCCAGCAUGAAACCAUGCUUCAAUGAAGAGGAUUUUCACCAUAGUGAACCAUAUCUACUUACACUGAUAAAGUAUGAGUCAAUAACGGCUGCAUGUUUCUUCACAAGUGUUAUCGUGUCAACUUGGAUGAAAUUUUAUUGGAAAAGUGCAAAUCAUAUGAACUAAGUAAAGUAUGUGAUUGUAAACUGAAGGAUGAUAACGUAUACGUAGAGAUGCUGCUUUUAUUCUCUAGACCAGUCCCACAUGAAGGCUGUCGCACUGUGACAACUUGGACAAAUUUACCUCAGUGCUUGUUGUGUUUAUUUUACAGACUUAGAAUUGAAAAAAAAUAUAUAUAUAAAGUAAACGUACGUAAAGUGACAAUUCUAUCAUUCCAAUCCAAUUGGAAAUUUAAUCCAUGAUCAUAUAUUAUUAUGUUGAGUAACAGAUGUAAAUUUAAUGGUUGAUGAGAGAUUCGCACACAUGACAUUGUCAAUGGUGUGUGUUGCACUUGUUCACCUAGUUCAUGCCGUGAGAUAAUUAACAAAUGUUGUGAAUAAUAUCACAAAGAUAUUAUUGAAAAUCAGUAAUGUGACAUUUCAUAUUUAUUAGGCUACUUAGACAAUUUUUUUUACAUCUUAUGUCAAUUUUCACUCUUUGUUGUAUUGGAAGGAAUAUUCUUUUCUGAAGAGAGGAAAACUCAAAAGUUUACUAGUUUUGUAAGUUAUAUAAAUGAUAUUUUGAUUUAUGGAGGCCCAUCCAUAUUUUAUCAAAGUAAUCAUUAAUCAUAUCUCGCUGAUUAUAUGUUUUAGUUCAUGUGCUACUAUCAUGAAUUUUCAAUUAAAAUUGUUACUGAGUAAUAAGUUGUAUUACUAUUCUAAUUCACGACAGGGUUUCUUGCACAUAUGCUUGUACAAUGUUGUUAGUCUCACUUGAAUAUUUUUGUUUGAAAGCAAUGUGUACACUUUGUACAAUUUUAAUAACCAUUUCUAUGUGUGUAACAUGUAAAUUAUUAUUCAUUGUGAAUAUUGUGAUCAUUUAGAUAGAUAAUAUUUUGUCAUUUUAAGGUAAUGACAUUUUUUUUAUUGAUAAAUGUCUGUAAAUGUGUGCUGAAUCUGUCUUUGUUUCUUUCUGUUUCUCCGUCCGUCCCUUGAUUUUACAGUACAUAGAAAAUUGGGAAACUUUCUUUACACCAUAAACACAGGCUAUUUCUGGUUUUAAACCAUUCAAACCUGAAAAUCAGUGGGGUUAAAAAUAUUUGAAAGUCUUUGAUUAAAACAAGAUAAAUAAUUGGUUUUUCCAGCUAGUAAUUUAAACUUUGAAAUCAAAUCUUAAUAUACAGACUAAAACAGAUGAUGUAUGGAUUUAUACUGUUUAUACACAAUUACAUAUUUAAUUUAUCUAAUAAUUACUGAAAUAUUACAAAAUAAAGGACAUAAUAAGAAAGAUGAUGUGUUUUUGAUGCUGAAAACAAGUCUAAAAGCAUAUGGCUAGAUAUCCAGUACUCAAAGCAUAUGGCUAGAUAUCCAGUACUCAAAGCAUAUGGCUAGAUAUCCAGUACUCAAAGCAUAUGGCUAGAUAUCCAGUACUCAAAGCAUAUGGCUAGAUAUCCAGUACUCAAAGCAUAUGGCUAGAUAUCCAGUACUCAAAGCAUAUGGCUAGAUAUCCAGUACUCCAUGUGAAGCUCAAUUAUAAAAAAAAUAGCAGAAAGUGGGAAAAUGCCAUAAGAGAAACUAACUAGAAAAAAAGUGUGAUUUAAAAAAACUGUAAAAUGCCAUCGAUAUCAUGGACAUAAUGACAUCAUAAUUGUAGCCAUAUGAUGAAACAGAUUAAUAUCGUGGAACAUCUAAAGGAUCAUGUCAGCAAAAAAAAACUCAAUUUGUAUUGUAUCGGGUUCCUCAUUAGACAGUGUUGGAAUUGUAAAUGUUGAACUGCCUGAUUAUGGUAUUUAGUAAUAGGAUCAUCAUAAAUACCAUAGCAUGUCAGUUGUUUGCUGGAAACACUUGAGAUUGUAUUAGUAAGGAUCCAUUUUGUGGUUUCUGAUCAAACACACCCAUCCUCUUUCCCAGAAAUAGCGGAGGAGUAGUUUCAGGGAUAGGUGUUGUUUCAUAGAAUAGUUUAUUUCAAUGCAUUUUAAACAGGUUAUCCUACCACAACAAACCUUUUGGUGUACGUUAAUGGUUGUGACAUUAUAACAAGAACAGAUUAACAUUACACUAUACCACUGAUGUAAGUGAUGAUACAAAGCAAUAUACCUGUUGUACAUGUAACAAAGAAAUCUUAUUUAUUCAUCUACCAUUGUCAGUCAAUAUGAGUAAAUUAUUGUGCUGUCUAAAUGUUAGACAAUUUGCCGAGGUCCAAGUACAAAAUGUAAAUUAUACAAUUGCAACUAUUUACAUUUAUCAGAAGUAAAUUAAAAUCCUGUACUUGUUUCAACCUAUUAUCAAUUUUAAAAUCCUAUGACAAAUUUUUGAUAUAACAAACUAUUUCCUAUGGAAUUUGUUAUAAACAAAUUUUACUGUAUAUAAACUGCUUUACACACUUCAUGAUGUAAUUAGCACCUUGACGGAAUAUUCACAUCACACUGACAUGAAUCACAUUUAAACUAUGGCAUGGGGAUUUCGGAUGGUAUCGAGCAUUUUCUUUAGGGAUGAAGAUAUCUUUUUAGCAUUAAGAGAAUCAGGUAAACUUUAUAUUAGAUCAUAUACAAACAUAUUCCAUUUCCUCUGAUGAGAUUUUAGGAAGUGAUGAUUAUACACCAGAGCUUAGUACUGUUGUGAGGCAAGCUUACCGGUAUGCAUUAAUAGAUCAUUGUGGAUGAUUAAUGCACUGCCUGGUAUAUACUUGUGCUAAUGUCCUGGGCUGUUAUCUUUUAUCCUGAUACGACAGGUUGGACAGGAGUUGUUUGUUUAUGAACUAAUGACAGCCCUACAGAUGUUGUAUUGCUUUUCGACAAGCCUUGACAAAGACUUAAAGGCCUGUAUUAAUAUCUGCUUGUCCGUCAGGAUUUGUACCAGAAAUGUUACAAUUAAAGAUUGACAAAUCAGUUUGUCUGCAUACACGAACAGGUCCUUGUCCAUACAUAUUCCAUACAUACACGAACAGGUCCUUGUCCAUACAUAUUCCAUACAUACACGAACAGGUCCUUGUCCAUACAUUUUCCAUACAUACACGAACAGGUCCUUGUCCAUACAUAUUCCAUACAUACACGAACAGGUCCUUGUCCAUACAUAUUCCAUACAUACACGAACAGGUCCUUGUCCAUACAUUUUCCAUACAUACACGAACAGGUCCUUGUCCAUACAUAUUCCAUACAUACACGAACAGGUCCUUGUCCAUACAUUUUCCAUACAUACACGAACAGGUCCUUGUCCAUACAUAUUCCAUACAUACACGAACAGGUCCUUGUCCAUACAUAUUCCAUACAUACACGAACAGGUCCUUGUCCAUACAUUUUCCAUACAUACACGAACAGGUCCUUGUCCAUACAUUUUCCAUACAUACACGAACAGGUCCUUGUCCAUACAUAUUCCAUUCAGUAACUUGUAUUUUGGCUAUAAUUUGUGUUUAAAAGUUGUCUCCCUUCUUUUGUUAAAAUGUUUGAUUAAAGAACCAUGAAUUCAUGAUGUAUAUCAAAUAGGAUUCUUUUUGUGGUAUUGGAUGGUAAAUAUACAGUAAGAUUGUCCUGAAACCAUUUAUAUCACUGUAAGGCAGCUUUCAGGACUAUAUACCACUGGACUUGGUUACAAGUGACUGGAUCCUUUGUAAGAAUUUCUAGUCUAGGGUUUUCUAGUUUCUAAAGAACUAGGACGACAGGGCAGGUAUCUAAAGAUUUAGAUCCGAUGAGUUGUUUAUAAGGACUACAAUCACUGGGCUUGUUAGUCCCCAUUCUGUCAUCUCUCUAUACUUAAAUUUUUCCUGGCUCUAUCUCGCACACAUCUGGUCUCUUAGGUUUAGGAUUAUUUGGCUUGUUUCUAAGGACUGGAUCCCCGACCAUGUAUAAUAUGAAAUACAGUGUUAUCAAAAUGAAAUCGAAGUUAGCUGCUCAUCACAAAACAGAUAUCAAACUAGAAACAUGAAAUACAACAAAAAUAGAUAAAUUUUCUGUUCUUAAAUAAUUGAAGUCCCAUACUAAAUUUGUUUACACAGACUGUUUUUGGUUAUUAUUAAUCAAUUUUAUUCAAUAUUGAUUUUGGAUCUUGUUUGAGUACAUGUGCAUGAUAAAGAAUACAUGUAAGAUCAAGUUAAUUUGUAAUUAUUAGGAAAGAUGUAGUUUAAACACAUACUUGAUUUAAAAGCAAUAAUACAAAUUAAUCAAAACCUUUUUUUAAAUGUUUUUUCUGAUGUACCGAUAUUAUUUAAUGUACCACCUAAGAGAUGUAUGAUUAAGUUAUGAUUUAUAUAGAAUCUAUCGGAUAUUACCACCUUAGAGAUGUAUGAUUAAGUUAUGAUUUAUGUUGAUAGCCCAGUAAGUAUUAUUAUUGUUUCACUGCUGUAAUAGUAUUCUGAAGUUUAAAGCUUUAAGUUUAUAAGUUUCCAUCAAAUGUCUUUUUGAAUAUCCAAGUAGAUGUAUCAUUGCUAGGUUGAUUUAAAAAAAAAAAUAAGAUUAAAAAGUUUCUCAUUCCCUUCAAGACAAGUCACUUACAAAUUAGAACCGAAGGGAUUUUUCAUAUCCCCAUCACCUAAUUCAAAAUCAAGUGAAUUUGAAAAAUCAAGGAUGCUCUAGAUUAACUGAUAUUUAAAAUUUGAUAUAUUUAUAUGUUUAUGUGCGAGUCGGACAAUAUUCACAUCCUAUAGAUUAGGAAACUGUUACCACUCUUUGUCUUCUGUAUGUUUGUCAGCCAAGGUUUACAGAGUGAGAAGCAAUGGGCCAAUACCUCAUGCCCAGAUGGAACUCUUGAGUGGGACGCUUUUACACUUCAAAUGUUUUACAUUAUAAAUUCAUCAUGCUAGUGUGUAUGUUGUCCUUUUCAUUUUCAUCAGAAUAAAUUUAUAGAUUAAUUCU
Messenger RNA from Pecten maximus, 11375 nucleotides. RefSeq names its product helicase ARIP4-like. Lineage: Eukaryota; Metazoa; Mollusca; Bivalvia; Pectinida; Pectinidae. The record is from RefSeq and is a predicted model, not a curated record. Gene Ontology annotation, molecular function: ATP hydrolysis activity; ATP binding; ATP-dependent chromatin remodeler activity. The transcript is spliced from 21 exons. Gene Ontology annotation, cellular component: nucleus. The coding region runs from base 385 to 6036 and encodes 1883 amino acids.